Messenger RNA from Symbiodinium natans, 1644 nucleotides. The record is from the annotation of a GenBank genome assembly. Lineage: Eukaryota; Dinophyceae; Suessiales; Symbiodiniaceae.
AUGUCGUUGGUGACGGAAGUUUUCUCGGAGGCAGAGCUGCAGGCCCUGUGUUCGAGCCACAAAGGGUUGACUACGCUGCUGCUUUGGGCACCUUGGCACGCGCCCAGCGUGCAUCUCAUCAAGGUGUUGGAAGCUAUUGCUGGUGAGCAGAAGAAUGCGUGCUUCGCUAAGGUCGACAUCGUGGACCUGCCUAUCAAGCUCACUGAAGAGCUGCUGGUCACUGCUGCCAUCAUCAUUGCGUUGGUUUUCCUAUGGACGUACCGCGCCAAUUUGAUGCUAGCUCUGACUGGCGACUCCAAGCUCCAUGGAUCUUUCCUCGAUUGUGUGUGGUGCUGCUGCUUUCAGUGCUGUGGUCUUUGUACUGGCGAGUGGACAGGUUGUUUCACGAUGAUGCCUUGUUGCCCUCCAAGAUGGCGCAGGCAGAAUCUGGUCCGAAUGGUCGGGAAGCAGCUCGGCCUCUCCAACUACACUGUCGAAUUGAGGAACUUGGUGGUUGGCGAUCUUCCAUUUGACGGUCGCGCCGACAUUUUCUUGUCCGUGGAGUGCUCGUCCAACCCCGCCAUGAAGACCUCAGUCGCAGAAGACAGACAGGCCAAGGUCAUUCACUACCCAGAAGUCUUGACAGUGCGACUUCGGCACUGCUUCCUGGAAGAGAAUGUGCGAAUCUCCGUCUUUCGCCUGAACGUGGUUGGGUCGGAGGAACUUUGCACAAUCACUGUGGGCGCUAUGAACAUCAUUGACUGGGCACGAAAUCCGUCAGAGAGAAUGAAGCGAUUCCAGCUAAAGUCGGUGGACCAUGGCAACCUCGACCGCGAGACUCCUGCGUGGCUCCUGGUUGAAUUCGGCGAGCCUAUCGAGGUUCGCGAUUUGGACAACGUCAGAUCGGUAGAUACUAUCAGAACCACGACCAGCGACAUGACCAGGUUCACCCAGCGCUCGGUCGCAGAAUACAAGCACACCUACUAUUUGCUCGAUUCCGCGGGCCACGCCAUUGAUGAGCCCUUCGAAGAGGACUUGGCAGAAGUUCGCAGAAUGCGCACCAAUGUGAAGUACCUCUUUCACGUCUGGAAUGUCCUCACUUUGCUUUUCCUGCUGUGCUAUGCAGCCUUCCGCUCUUAUGUAUGGUCCUGCUAUCGGCGUUUCGAGUGGCUCACAAUGGCAGUUCUCAACAACGCGACGAUUCCCACGCACUUCCCUUUGAGUUUCCAUGCCAUGGAGAGUAUUGGGGCAGACUGCCAGGCGGAAGUUUCGGGCACAGGACUUCAAGGUGUCCCAUGCCGGCCAUCCAUAGGGCAAGUAAAUAUGCUGUGUCAGGGAUCUCAAUACCUGGACAGCUUGCACCAGCCCUGGCCCGUUGCCUAUUCUGGUUACGAAUGGGAGGAGCAUCUAUUCGGGUCAAGCCACGUGGGCUUGCGAUGCAUGGAGGGCAUUUGCAGCGUGCGCCAGUGGGUUGUAGAACGUGAAUAUCUGUUGCUUGGCAUUAUCCUCGGCGCCAUCAUCUUCAACUGUCUGCUGCGAUGGACAUGCGAACAUCGAAUACAGACACUCAAGGCCAGGAAAUUGCGCGAGCGGCAGCAGGAGUCAAUAGAAUUCAGGAGGGGGAAGCGUCCGCAGAAUCAGAACUUCUAUGCUAACUGGUUUUAG